Branchiostoma floridae (Florida lancelet) is the source of this 3394-nucleotide messenger RNA. RefSeq names its product cleft lip and palate transmembrane protein 1 homolog. Gene Ontology annotation, cellular component: membrane; endomembrane system. The record is from RefSeq and is a predicted model, not a curated record. Lineage: Eukaryota; Metazoa; Chordata; Leptocardii; Amphioxiformes; Branchiostomatidae. The coding region runs from base 189 to 2108 and encodes 639 amino acids. The transcript is spliced from 14 exons.
AGAAACUGCAAAUCAUGGCUACCUCAGCGGAUGAAUCAUAGUCGUCUAGGUUUCUGACCUUUUUAAAAUCAUUCCUGCGUACAACACUCUUCCACAUAGGACGGAAAUACCCAUUUUCUCUGGGAUUAAUUCAUGCAACAUCGUCUCGUGAAAUCACUCGUAUUCACGCGAGAUCUUGAAAUUUAAACAUGGCGGACGCACAGGCGAAAGAAAACACCGGUGCCACGGCAGAAAAUGUUGUCAGUAACGCCGACACUGGCGAUACUGACGGUCAAGUUGUAGCUCAGCAGGAGCAAGAUGGUCAGGCCGGCGCUCCUGCCCAGCAAGAGCCCCUGGAACAGCCACAGCAAAACACCUGGCAAGUGAUAAAGAAUGUCUUCUUCCGAAUCUUCGUCGUCUGGAUGAUUGCCAGCAUGUUCAAACGUCAGCCAGCCCAAGAGGGCUCGGACCAAGGAGGGGUCACCACCCGCAAGCCUGCCCACAACCUCUUCCCUCCUGGCACGAGGAUGGAUCUACGAGUGUACCUCUCAGAAAGUGAGCACUUCAAGGAGUUCAAUGACACCAGUAAGCUGUUCUGGCAGAAGAAGGGACUGACAUAUGGGGACUGGGACAGCGGGGUCGACAAAGACGGGUCAUUUAAAUAUGAAGCAGAAAUCACAGCAACAGAGCAUAUGAAAAAUAAUGGGUCAAUGUGGAUCCAUGUCUUUCUGACCAAGAGCGGCAAGUCACCUGACCCAACCCAGAAGAAGCUUUAUUCAAGAGCAUCUACCAUAUACAAGAAGAAGAUGCUGAACAGGUAUAAGAAGAAGAGAUACCUGAAGACCCAGAACCUUCUGACUGGUGCAACUGAGCUGACUCUGGAGGACCAAGCGAAAGCUGAAAAUUCCACAGUGGAGAUCCUGUCUCACUGGCACCCCAACAUGACCAUAAACCUGAUGGACGAUCACACUCCGUGGGUCAGGGGGUCCGUUCCAGCACCCCUGGAUGAGUUCAUAGACUUCGAGCCGCUGACAGGAGGCUACCUGCCUGUCCUGUACUUCAACGACUACUGGAACCUCAACAGGGACUUCCAACCAAUCAGUGCUGCCAAUGAGACCCUGCUGCUGAGCCUGACCUACAGCCCCAUUUCGCUGUUCCGCUGGCAGAUGUACGCAGCACAGAACAUGCGCUCCAAGUGGGCUAACGUGCUGGGGGAGGAUGUCAUGGAGAAUGAUGACGAUGACGACUCACUCAAGCAAGCCUUCCUGGAAACAAACCCAUACCUUUUGGGACUGACCAUCAUAGUGUCCUUGGUGCACAGUGUCUUUGAAUUCUUGGCGUUCAAGAAUGAUAUCCAGUUUUGGAACAGCCGUAAGUCUCUGGAAGGUCUGUCUGUACGGUCUGUGUUCUUCAACGUGUUCACGUCGCUGAUCGUGGUGCUGUAUGUCAUGGACAACGAAACCAACUUUGUUGUCCGAAUCAGCUGCAUGGUGGGGUUGGCCAUAGAGAUGUGGAAGAUCACCAAGGUAGUAACAGUCAAGCUUGACAGAGAGGAUCGAAUAUUAGGAGUCAUACCUCGUGUCAGACUGGAGGACAAGAGCACCUAUGUGGAAUCAUCCACUAAGCAGUAUGAUCAGCUGGCUUUCAAGUAUUUAGGAAUAGCAUUGUUUCCACUGCUGGGAUGCUAUGCUGUGUACUCUCUCAUGUACAACGAACACAAGGGCUGGUAUUCUUAUGUCCUCAACAUGAUCUAUGGAUUCUUACUAAUGUUUGGUUUUAUCAUGAUGACACCACAGCUGUUCAUCAACUACAAGCUGAAGUCAGUGGCCCACCUUCCGUGGCGCAUGCUGACCUACAAGGCUCUCAACACGUUCAUCGACGACCUGUUUGCAUUUGUUAUUCAGAUGCCCAUGAUGUAUCGCAUAGGCUGCUUCCGAGAUGACAUAGUCUUCUUCAUCUACCUGUACCAGCGGUACAUCUACCGUGUGGACCCCAAACGUGUGAACGAGUUUGGCACCACAGGCGAGGAUCACGAGGUACAGCCCAAUGGAAGUAUAGGGGCAACACCGACAGAGGGAGAACAGCCAGCCAUCCAGGACAAACCAGCCGAGGAGAAGAAAACAGACUAAAGACUGAAUUUGAAAUUCUAAUGAAAGUUUUUUCCAAGCAAGGUCUAGUAUUGUGUUACAAAUAGAUGCUGUUCUUUAGAAGCAGGGGCCAUUCUACUCUAGAUGAUAUGAUGUAGUAUUGUUAGGCACUUUGUCAACAAUGAAAGUCUGUCAGAUACACAUGACACCUACAUGUAUAUUAUGACACAAUUAGCUUAGAAUUAAAAAAAAAGAUAUGUACAAUGUAAUUCUUGUGUUGUAAACCCAAGUACAGUGAAAGUGCAACCCUAAGAAAAACCUCCUGCAGCUGUGAUAGCCAUUCCCUGUCCCUUUGUUCACCUUGUGUAAGAUGCCAAUCUGGUCCAGUUGUUUUAAACAUGUACAUGUGCAUAGUUAUGGAACCAGUUUUGUGUUCUAUAGGUAGAAUCUACCAUAUCCAAAGUGGCUGUAGUAUUCAGCCCUGAGUGAUUCCCCUGACUGUACACAUGGUCAUUAUCUCUAUUCACACUGAAAGCCAGCAAUAAUGUGCAUGGCAGUAUUUCUAUAGCACAUGGAGAGAGGUGCUGUGUGGGGUUGCUGGGUAUAAAGAUGUAUGCAUUCCAUUCACUGCAAUGAUAACAAACUUGUGAUCAAUCAGACUUGAGUUAAUGAGAAGGUCUUUAGUUUCACACUGAGGUUGUUGGAUCAUUUGGACACACGGAGAGAAAAAAAAUCAAUUUUCACAUACCGGGGUAUUGCAUAAGAUUGUUUGAAAUACACUUCUUUAGUUUGAUAUUUUCUAGUCAUCACUGUUUUCUUGUUCUCUACAAUAGUAAAUGACAGAAUCGGUGGGAAAACAUCGUGUACAGCUUGACUUUAAUCACUGAUCAUUGUACAGCUUUCCUUCUGGAGUUCCCCCAUGUUCCCUGUGAUAUUUGAGGUUACCGGUACUGUGCAUUCCUACCUCUGGCCAUGUCACUUUGAGUUUCGUCUUAUGAUGCUACAUGUAUUAGUUUAAAAGGAAACAAGUGUUGUUUGUCAUACUAGUUAUGUAAUUAUGAGGAGAUGCAGUUGUCUCAUAUUAUUGGCACAGACAGAAUGUCCCGGUUGCUAUGGUGUUUUAAGUUGCCCUAGCAAACACUACAAGAUAAGUGUAGUGCAUCAUUAUCUUAGAACUUUUUAGCAAAUGGAAGGUAAAACUAAAUAAUUGAAGGCCAAUGAAGAUUAACUUGCUGUUGUAAUUUAUAAGGUGGGUUUAUGUCAGGAAUUGUAUUGGAGUAUUUUAUCAGGAUCUACAAUGAAAUAAACCACACCACUAUUAAUGGAAA